Colletotrichum phormii is the source of this 1469-nucleotide messenger RNA. RefSeq names its product putative N6-adenine methyltransferase-domain-containing protein. The record is from RefSeq and is a predicted model, not a curated record. The transcript is spliced from 5 exons. Bases 274 to 1011 code for a protein of 245 amino acids. NCBI's taxonomy places the organism in Eukaryota, Fungi, Ascomycota, Sordariomycetes, Glomerellales, Glomerellaceae. Gene Ontology annotation, molecular function: nucleic acid binding; protein-lysine N-methyltransferase activity. Gene Ontology annotation, biological process: methylation.
GGCAUUAGUUGGGAUGUCUGCAAUGCCAAAGCUGAUUCGUUGAAACAGUGUAGUUUCUGACGGUUCAAACUGGGUCCUUGACACAGACCUAGCAGUCCUUUUCACCUGACAUUACGACUCAUUCUUCCUCUUACAAUUUUUUAAACCUCUUGGUCACUGCAGUCGUUAUCUCAAAAUCUUUCUUUGUUGGCGGCUGAUUUUCGCGUGGAAUUUUAUUUUCCUUGUCAAACAAAAAAUCCAGCAUUUUUCUGAUCUCAAAAAGGAACAGCCAAGAUGAGUAUCUCAGACAGCGAAGACGAACCUCUUACUCUCUCCUCGCACGCGUUGGCAGCGCUUGCUGAAUUCAAGGCUGAGGAGGAUGCCCGCCAAAAGGAGUUUGAGAGGCUGCAGGAGCUAGCCGAGGCAAAGGCGGCCAAGAAGGCGCCGAUAUCCAUGGCGGCGUUCAUGGAGGACUGGAACAAGUCGCAAUUCUGGUACUCUGACGAGACGGCGGAUUUCUACGCCAGGCGGCUUCUCGAGGGCGCUGAUGCGGACACGACGAUUGCGAUUGUGUCCACGCCUAGUGUGUUUGUUGCUCUGCAUAAUAUCCUGACUGCGCGGGACGAGAACGAGGCCCGGCCAAAGGUCUUUCUGCUGGAGCACGACAACCGCUUCAACGUCUUCCCCGAAUUCGUCUGGUACGACUUUGCGCAGCCCUUUAAGCUCCCGGGCGAGCUCAAGGGUGCCGUAGACCGCAUCAUCAUCGACCCGCCCUUCCUCAGUGAGGACUGCCAGACCAAGACCGCCAUGUCGGUCCGGUGGAUGAUGAAGCCCGACGCCGCCGAAAAGGGCCGCGUCAUCGUCAGCACCGGCGAACGCAUGUCGGAAAUCGUGCUCAAGGUGUACAAGCCCCUCGGCGUCAGGACGGCCACGUACGAGCCGACGCACUCCCGAGGGCUCAGCAACCAGUUUUGCUGUUAUGCGGGCUUUGAGUGCGAUGGCUGGACGUGGCGGGAGGGGGAUGCAAACUAAAAGGGGGGAAUACUUCAGAUAGAAAGAAUACCCUGGCGACGCAGCCUUCCAUUCACCUUAGCUAGCUUCACAAUGAUAGACUGGCCCUGAUGAGGACCAAAUUGGGCAAAUGUGUUUUUUUUUGGUUUUGCGAGAUUUCAAUAGAAAGUACAUACGCUUGAUCGCUGUUCUAUACAAUGAUGGCCCCUUUCUUGGAUUGCCAUCCAAAAUGCGGAUUUUGUGUUUUGCCUUGCCAAAGGGCCCAAGAUGAUGCAUUACCCACGUUUAUUUCCAACGCCGACAAGAUGCUUGAUCCUCCGUCGCCCAUCCCCUUCGCCAUUCCAAAGCGCCCCUUGGCCCCUUCCCGUUUGACAUACUUUCGGCGGCGCCACCGCGUACAUCUCCUUUGACCUGGUGGCAUUAAUAUCUUACAAUGCUUGGCAUGAGACGUUUCGUUCUCUCUCUCUCUCUCUCUCUCU